Doryrhamphus excisus (bluestripe pipefish) is the source of this 11106-nucleotide messenger RNA. RefSeq names its product spectrin, beta, non-erythrocytic 4a (gene sptbn4a). NCBI's taxonomy places the organism in Eukaryota, Metazoa, Chordata, Actinopteri, Syngnathiformes, Syngnathidae. The record is from RefSeq and is a predicted model, not a curated record. Gene Ontology annotation, molecular function: protein binding.
GACGCAGGCUUUUUUCUUCCAUUCUAUAUUUCACCACCUUUACAACAUCUUUUACCUCCUUUUUGGUCUCCUCUUCCCCCCUUUUUUCCCCCUUUUUGUACAUUCCCUAUCCCUGCCUCCCUCACACUCACGCUUGCUGCUCUCUUUAUCUCCCUCCCGCUCUCUCUCUCUCUCUCUCUCUCUCUGCUCCGGCACUGCAGUGCUGAUUGUGAUUGCACACACACACACACACACACACACACAUGCACCCACACAGGAGCGUUGCUGAGAGGCAAGGACUGCAGCAGCACGCACCAACUGUGGUCGGGCCGUCGGGCACUGUGAUGAAGGCGGACUGAGGGGGGGGGGACUCUCGUGCAACGUGCAUCUUUUGCAGCGGACGGAGUGAUGCAUUUGAAGACCUGAUAGCUUAUGUUAUCCGGCCUCCUCUGCACUGCCUCUGCAUCCCGUCCCCCCCUGCUCCUCCCACUCUAACUCUUCCUCCUCCUCCUCCCUCUCCUGUCUACUGCUUCACUAGACAGGACUAUAGAUUGACCGGGACUAGUGAGCGGCGGAUGAUCAGGUUUGCUCCGGCUGAAAGAUUCCUCUGUGGCGAUGCUAAAGACGGCAUCUUCUCCUUCUGAUGCCUGGAUUUUUAAUUGACAUCUGAGUGGAGAAGAUAACGCCCCACCUGCAAAACACGUCGGAUGUGUGUCGCCCCAUACCAGCUUUGUCAUUGGCUCAUUUCCUUGUUUUUGCUGGGUGUUUUUUUGCCUUUCCUGGCUAGCAGGCACUGCAGCAUCAGGACCGCAAGACCCGUGAACUAGUAGGGCAUGAGGACCCAGGGGCGAUCCAAACGAAGGGCUUGAGUGCUUCUAUUGCCACCACUGCUGAGCUGAGUGACUGGGACAGCGGGUGGAAGAGAAGAUGCUUAUGGCCCGAGACACGGCGCGAGAUGAGGCUCAGAAGCUGCACAGGAAGUGGCUGAAGCACCAGGCCUUCAUGGCAGAACUGGCCCGCAACAAGGAAUGGCUGGCCAAGAUAGAACAGGAGGGUCAGGAGCUGAUCCAGGAGAAGCCGGAGCUGCGCACGGUGGUGCAACAGAAGCUGGAAGAGAUCAGAGAAUGCUGGUCAGACCUGGAGACCACGACCAAGGCCAAGGCUCGCCAGCUCUUCGAGAACAACAAGCCGGAGCCAGCAGUGAAGAGCUACUCGGACCUCGACAACCAGCUUUCCCACUUGGAGCAGCAGCCCCCCCAAUUAGAGCAAGCUCACCAUCUGCCUACCUUCAAUGAGCAGCUCCAGAAGUUCCAGGCCAUGGAGUCCCAAUUUGGGGACCUUUACAAGGACGUGGAGGAACUGGGUAGCUUACAGGGGGUUUGCCUUCCCCAGCGAGGUCUGAUGGCAGGUGACAAGGAGGGUGGCGAGCAGUCAGGCGUGGUAGAAACCCGCAUUGUGCGCCUCAUUGAGCCCCUGAAGGAGAGACGCCGCAUCUUGCUGGCCUCCAAAGAGAUGCACCAAGUCGCCCAGGACCUGGAAGAUGAGAUGCUGUGGAUUCAAGAGAGGCUUCCCCUGGCAUCCUGCAAAGAAUAUGGGAAUAACCUGCAGAGUGUGCAGCAACAUGUAAAAAAGAACCAGACUCUUCAGAGGGAGGUGGCAGGACGGCGGGCUCGUGUUGAGGAGGUUCUGGACAGGGCAGGAAUUAUCGCAUCGCUGCGUACUCCGGAGGUGGAGUUUGUGCGUGAAGGAGCCGGCCAUGUGCGACAGCUGUGGGAGGUGUUGCAGCUGGAACAGGAAAGGCGGUCUGUGAUCCUGGAUGCAACGUUGCAGUCUCAGCAGUACUACAAUGAAGCAGCCAAAGUGGAGUCCUGGCUGUCAGGUCAGAAGCUCCAGCAGGUCAACGAAGAAAAAGGCACGGAUGAGGCGAGCACCCUGCAGCUGUUGAAAACCCACUUGGCUCUGGAGCAAACUGUGGAAACAUAUGCAGAAACUGUGGGCAUGCUCUCCCAGCAAUGCCAGCACCUGCUGGAGCUCGGACACCCGGAGAGUGAGCAGAUCACGAAGCAGCAGUCCCACAUAGAUCGUCUGUAUGUGUCCCUGAAGGACAUGGUGGAGCACAGAAAGACCAAGCUGGAGCAGCAGUAUUGGCUUUAUCAGCUCAACAAGGAGGUGGAGGAAUUAGAGAAAUGGAUCACCGAACGCGAGGCGGUGGCAAGUUCUACCGAUCUCGGCCAAGACCUGGAGGAUGUUACGAUGCUCCAAGAGAGGUUCACCAAAUUUGCCACGGAAACAAACAACAUUGGCCAGCAACGUAUGGAGCAGGUGAACAAAAUGGUGAAUGAAAUGAUUGACUGCGGCCAUUCGGACGCAGCCACCAUUGCUGAGUGGAAAGAUGGACUGAACGAGUCAUGGGCAGACCUCCUGGAGCUGAUGGAGACCCGCAGACAGAUGCUGGCAGCAUCCAAACAACUGCACAAGUUCUUCACUGACUGCAAAGAGGUUUUGGCCCAGAUAGCGGGGAAGGUGAAGCAGCUGCCAGAGGUGAGGGCGUGCCAAGCCAACAUCACCAAUCCAGCCACCCUGCAGAGACUCAUGCACUCUUUUGAGCAUGCCCUUCAACUGUUAGUUACACAGGUACGACAGCUACAGGAGAAUGCUGCACAGCUGCGGACUAUUUAUGCUGGUGAGAAGGCUGAGACUAUUAUGCUCAAAGAGCAAGAAGUGAUGGAAGCCUGGAAGGACCUGCUGAGCUCCUGCGAAGCCAGUCGCGUCCAAGUCACCUCAGUCACAGACAAAGUGCAGUUUUUCUCAGUGGUGCGUGAAAACCUCAUGUGGAUGGAAGGCAUUAUGGGCCAGAUUGGAUGGGACGAGCCCAGAGAUCUGACUGCACUGGAGAUCAUGAUGAAGCAACACCAGGAGGUGAAAGCCAAAAUAGAUGGCCGCAGCAAGACCAUCCAGCAGUGUGCAGAUCUUGGCAAGAUACUAAUAGCCGCUGGGAACCCUGCAACAGAGGAGAUUAAAGACAAGUUGGAGAGUCUUUUGGCCAAACAGAAGGAUCUGGUUGAGAAAUGGGACAAACACCAGGAGAAGUUACAACGCAAACUCGAAAGGUUCCAGUUUGCCCAAGAGACCGUAAAGGCAGAAGCCUGGCUGAAGGCCAAGGAGCCUCUGAUCACCUCCAAGCAGACGGAGGGAGGAGAAGCCCAGGUCCAAACCGAUGAGGUUGAGCAGCUCAUCCUUCGCCAUGAAGCCUUCCGCAAGGCUGCUGUAACCUGGAAAGAACGCUUCAGCUCUCUCCGUCAGCUUUCCGCAGCAGAGAAGAAAAAAGAGGAAGAGAAAAAGACGCCACUCUCCAGUCGAAGGAUGUUCCCAUUAUCAUGCCUGACUCCAUCGAGUCCUUCACCCAGUUCAACUCCAUCUUUCAUGAGACAGAUGGUACAGGCCCAAAUAGAACCAACACCAUUACAGACCAGUGUGGAACUGGGCGCCAGCAAUGCAAGCCAGAGAUUGUCCUCAACGCUUACCAGCUACAACCCAGUCAUAAAUGGGUCAGGCUAUCAUGGACUGGAGCCGCAGUGUAGUGGAAAGUUGGUGAGCUCCUCCUUCCUCGGGAUGAAUCACCAGGCCAUCGGAGGCGGAAGUGACUCUGCUUUUUCAGCGUUACCAUCUCAUUGUGGAGGCCCGGACCAUUCGACUUAUCUUGGGAUAAAUAAUCAAAAAAGUGACACUGCAGAGAGUUCUGGGUACUAUGGGCUGUCUCCCGGUUGUGUGGGCGGUUCUGGCUACUCGAUGCCAAGUCAACCAGGAAGUAGCAGAUUAGGAAGUUUGGGUAACCUGACUCAGGAGCAAAGUAGUGGAGGAAUGGGGACUCCUGGGUUUCUAACCCAGCAGAAUAUGGGAAGUUCUGGCUAUUUGAUACAACAAAACGUGGGAGGUUCUUACUUGACGCAACCACAAAACAUGGGAAGUUCGGGGUAUUUAACGCAACCACAAAACAUGGGGAGUUCUGGGUACUUGGGACAGCAGCCCAAUUUAGGGAGUUCAGGAUAUCUCGCCCCGCAGCCCAAUUUAGGGAGUUGUGGAUACCUAGCGCAGAAUUAUCAUAGCAGUGGAGGAAUGGGUAGCUCCGGCUAUCUUGCACAAAAUCAUUAUAGCAGUGGAAGUCUAGGUAGUUCUGGUUACCUAGCACCAAGUGGUGGCAUCAUGGACCCAAAAAUGGCCUACGCAUGGCAACACCUGAAAGCGGACUUCAUGCAACCCAGGAUUAAUCACAUCCACAAGGCUGUAAAUCCUCUCCUCGAGGCCAGCAGAGUACAGCGGGAGCAGUAUGGCGAUAUCCCGAUGGCAGACAUGAUGGGGCCGGAGUCAGGACUGGAGCUCCUCCAUGGCCGUCUCCAGAGGGAUCCUCGUGGAAGUCGCUCGGACCCUCAGAUGGACCACCUGCGGCGAGAGAGGGAGUACAAAUUGGGUCGACAAACUUCCAGCGAACAGGAGAUCCAAGCCAGGCUGAACGAGCUGCCGCUGAUUGUGCGUCAGGAGCGGUACCGGAGACGCCUGGAGAGACAAUCGUCCAGUGAACAAGAGGGGAGUGGCAAGCAAAGGCUUCAGCGACAGGACUCCAGUGACCUAGAGGGAUCCAUUAAAGAGGGCUCAGACAAACGCUCAGGGGAGAAGAGAUCUACUAUGGCAGAGAUUGUAGAACAAGUCCAGGAGCGAGAAGCAGCACAUGCCAGAGGAGAGCCGUAUCGGCCUCCAAGCAGCCUCUCUGCACCAGUGACUCGUUUCGAUGGACGCCCUCGCGCUCGAGACCGACCCAAACCAAGAAGGAGGCCCCGUCCGAAGGAGCCCGAGGAAACCCGUCGCUCUCGCUCAGCUCCUGCCACUGGUGCCCCAACGACACCUCAGCCGCCUUCACACACAGCACACAAUGAAGGCUUCCUGUAUCGCAAAAAGGCCACCAGCUCUGACCUUGAAGCUCAACAGAGGAGCCCCACCAGCAAAUCCUGGGUGAAUGUAUAUUGUGUGCUGAAAGAGGGCAAGAUGACCUUCUAUAAGGACGCCAGAAACCACAACACGACAUACAAUGGAGAGCCUUCAGUUGACCUUUCCAACUGCUCGUUUGAUCCUUCUAUGGGGUACAAGAAGAAGAAGAAUGUCUUCAUUCUUCAAAUCAACGAUGGAAAUAACUUUGUGUUUCAUGCAAAAGAUGAGGAGGAUCUGAAGGCUUGGACUUCCAGCAUCACCACCUGUAUAUCUGAGCAUGAGGCCAUGGCCAUGUGGGACAAGCCCGUCACCUCCGGCAUGGAUGCCGACCGCUCGGAGAGGAAAGAGAAGUCCGAGGGGGAUGCAGACGCCAGGUCAGAGAGAUCGGAGCUUGUCGGGGAGGAGAGGUCUGAAAAGGAGAGGUCAGAGAAAGGGGACGGCUCCGACAAGUUAGACACAUCAGAAAUUGCUGACAAGUUGGAGGGCGGGGCAGGGGGGGGCUCCAGCACAUCCGGAAGGAGCAAAUGACAAUUGGCGUACGUGGUUGUAUGAAUGGAGAGCAUGUUUGCAGAGCCUCGGUCCAAGAGCUGGGACACGCUGAGGCCACAACCCAUGGACAUGACUAUUCUAACUGUGACUAACUCAUUUCUCAGACCCCCCUGCCCCUCCCUGCCCCCCCUUCCACCUGUGGCGGUGCAUCAGUGCUUGCAUUGUGCCAUCUGCUGGUAGGUGGAGGCAAUGGUGGCGGAUGAAGGUUGUCGUCGUUUAAUCUCUUGGAUCCAUCUUUCCGUAUGUUACAAUGACUGAUGAUGCCAUGUCUGUCUGUCUCGACUCACCGGUGAAAGAGAUGUUCACGAUAAUGAAAAAAAAACAAAAAACUUUUGAAGCAAUAUACUUUUUUAUGUUCUUCUCUCUAAUAGCGAGAGAUGAAAGCAAAUGAAACACAAAGUAGUUGCAAAUGUGAACUCAAAUUAUUUGAUAUGAUUUCUCAUCCAUGAGGCAGUCUUGCACCUUAAGACACUUAAAAAAAAUACUUAACAUGUAAUCCCACUACAUGGUAAUCAUAGAUUAUCUUAUUAACCCCUUUUCCACCAAAAUCUAUAUGAAGAGACUAAAGUGACAGAAAACGAAAAAACAGCGGCAUGGAUACGUGUUGAUGCAAGAGUAAACAUCGAGUAAGUUUCCAUUAACUGACGUGAGUUUAUCUUUGAUUCAAAAGAGUAGUACGUAUUUUCCCGGACUAUAAGUCACACUUUUUUUCAUAGGUUGGCUGUUCCUGCGACUUAUACUCCAGAGCGACUUAUAAAUGAAAAAAGUGUUUGUUACAUAAACACCGUUUCUGUUCAUGUUUAUUUUUUGUGUAGCUGAAUAACCAUUGUGUUAGCAUAUCUUACACCUAUUCAGCCUGUUCUCUAUUCUUUUAUUAAUGUUUGAACUUGCCUUCCAAGAGGAUGUAAUGUCUGUUUUGGUCAAGUAGUUUGUAAAGUAAAUUACCCGCAAAAAAUGCGACUUAUAUGUUUUUUUUUCUACCGAAUUAUGCAUUUUUGGCCUUGUGCGACUUAUACUCCGGAACGACUUAUAGUCCAGAAAAUAUGGUACCCUUUCUCCUUUAAACUACCAUAAUUUCCAUGUAUAAGCUACUACUUUUUCCUUAAACUUUGCGGCUAUUUUAUCAUCACGUUCUACUCUCAUGCGAUCUCGUAUAUUUCAGAAGUACUACUAAUCGUUAAUAUACUAUGCCGCUGGCAAGUCAGUGAGGAAAGUAUCACUCAGUAUAACAGUCAGACUUACGGGUGUCAUCGUAUUCAUAUUCAUCAUAUUGACAUUUGUCUUGUAUGUUUCUUAGGUACACUUUUUUUGAGUGUUAAGUUGCUGUGUGAUGAUUUAGCGUUCUUUGUAAGAUGGCACCUUGAGUCAGACUGUUGCAUUGAGUAACGACAUCCGAUGGGUUGAUAAGCUCGUUGAGAGAUUUCACAGAGUAAGUAAAUAAACACACCACAGUAGGUACUUUACGGAAAUUAUGGUACUUUGAUACGCCAAAAUUUAAUCAAAAUCGGACAGACAAUCAAAACCAUAGGAGACUCGUAAUUUACUCUGAAUGUAAGCACGUCCCUCACCGGUGUUGCUGCCUGCAGUUGCUCGUCACCUCCCGUGUGUAUGUAGGAUUUGGUAUGCGUCGGCGAUGAGUUCCACCAAUCGCAGCCGAUUGCCGCCAAUCUUUGUCCAAAAUCAUUGCCAACUGCAUUUUCCUGUCAAUACGCCUAAAAGAAUAAUCCGUUCACUUGUUUAGCUCUUUUACAAACGAUUACCAAUUACCUCAACCACCAAUUAGCGUUUUUCAGCACAACUGCCCCCCACAAAAGUUCCCGGAACUUCUCUUAAAAGAUCUGAAUUGCUACCUGGAACUAGAAAGUUCGAUAUUGGUGGAAUCGCAGUGGAAAAGGGGUUAAUGUAACAAAUUGCUGGUGUUACCCACCUAGCUUCUUGGAUGUCAUAAAUAUGUAUUACUAUUUUUUUGAUCCAUGUAAAAAAAAAAAAAAAAAAAAAAGGGAGCUCUCCAUGAAAUGACGGAAAAAAAUAUUUGACACAAUGCCUUUGUACACAUUACCGAAAGCUGAACACUGCAUGAAAUAGUCUAUUAGUGCACUUGUUAAACCUUUUUUUUAUGUUCUUAAAAUCAUUUGGGGGAAUUGCAAUAAUUUAGUGCGAGGAGACAUUUUGCAGUCAUGGUCCACGACUCACAAAGUAAGAUUGUCUUCCAUCCUCCCUUACCUGCUGGAUGAACGAUGAGCAAGCCAAGCGGCCUCCUUAUUUCUUCUCGAACCUUUCUUAUUUUUUUUCCAAGGCUCUGACAUGUUCACCGCUGGGUUUAUGGCGUAUGAAGCGCUGUGUAAGACUGUUGCGUGUUUUAUUUUGAAAGUCCAACCUGAUUCUCAAUUACCAACAGCGCUAAAAAUGCAAAUCUGCUGUGGUUUAAGUCAUGAAUUGUAUAUACCUAUCUUUGUAUGUAUAUCAACAAACCCUGUGCUCUAAUAAAACAGUACUCUGACGUAAAAUGGGUAAAAGUAAAACAUUUGUAUUAAUCCACUUAAGUCAAAAACAACCAUCACUCCCAUAUAUUAAUGUUUAUGACAUUUAAAGGAAAUAUGCAAAUUAGAAGUCACUAAUGAGUAACAUAGCAUAUAUAAGUACACCGAUAUCUAGCCGUAUGAGCCACUUUUACCAGGGAAGUGCAACAGGACAUACAUCAAAUAUGCUUGUAUUUUUAUAUUCUUGUGUUUUGUUUUUUUUCUCGAUGAACCUGCCGCCCAAACUCGUGAUGGUAGCUGAUUGAUGUCUGUGAGAGGGGUUGCAAAUUUAUUAGCACAUGAAGAAACGACGGGCGGGCGGUGUUAGAUUAUUUUGCACACCGAAAUGUGACGCAUAUAUAAUCCCUGAAAAUACGAAAAAACGAAAAGAACACAGAUGGAGACGAUCUUUAACUCAUAAGAAGCCUGAGACGUUUAACAUCAAAUGCCAUGUGAUGUUUUUUUAAUGACUACUAAUUCAUGUCAGAGAUAUGUGAUGUUUUUGUGAUGAUUUGCCUUUUGAGUUCCAUUGGUGGUUUUCGUUUUUUGUGGUUACGAACGAGCGGAACGAGCGGCCCUAUAUUAGUUAAAACUAGGGCUGUCUUUUAUAACUUUAUUCUGACCGGAACACAUCAACAGCAGUGCUAUUCCAACCCCAUCUAUGUAUAUCUCCAACUCACAAAAACGUCUAUGGAACUGUUAAUGCAGAGGUACAAUUUGAUGCAUUCAAGUAUGCUCGGAAAUCCCAGAAAAUACAUCUACACUCAAACGCAGCCUCUAUCUGAAGCGUUGUGUUAUAGGGGUAUAGUUCCUUUUAAAAUAUAGUCCACUCUUAUCUAAAUAGUUUGACAUUACAGCGGAACCCAUUGAAGUCGAAUUAAAAUUUCGAUGAAGAAACAGGAAAUGUACCAUUUAAUAAAAAAAAAAAAAUGUAUAUAUAUAUAUAUAUAUAUAUAUUUAAAAUGAGCUUUAACGGCAAAAGAAUUAGCUGAAAAGAGCUUGCUUACCUGGUAGGACGCCAUUUUGGGGAACCCAUAUCCUGUCAUACUCAGAUGACAACUACUCCAGAAUGUUUUGUAGCUUGUUUUCUGUAAAUUAAUUAACAAAAUAUAGUAAGAACAAUUGAAUUAUAAUAUUUGACACCCUAUUAAAGCAUUACAAUUGUUAAAUUGUUUUAAUGUUGAGCCUUAAUGGCCUAAAAGAUGAGCUAGCUGACCUAAUAUGCCGCCAUUUUGGAUAAACCAGAUCCUGUCAUACGCGGAUGACAACUACUCCAGAAAGUUUUGUAGCUUGUUUUCUGUGAAUUCAUUAAUAAAAUAUAGUAAGAACAAUUGAAUUAUUUGACACCCAAUUAAGGCAUUACAAUUGUUAAAUUGUUUUAAUGUUGAGCCUUAAUGGCCAAAAAGAUGAGCUAGCUUACCUAAUAUGCCGCCAUUUUGGGUAAACCAGAUCCUGUCAUACUCGGAUGACAACUACUCCAGAAUGUUUUGUAGCUUGUUUUCUGUGAAUUCAUAAAAAAAUAUAUAGUAAGAACAGUUGAAUUAUAAUAUUUGACACCCUAUUAAGGCAUUACAAUUGUUAAAUUGUUUUAAUGUUGAGCCUUAAUGGCCAAAAAGAUGAGCUAGCUUACCUAAUAUGCCGCCAUUUUGGGUAAACCAGAUCCUGGGAUAGUCACGACAGCCACUCCAAAAUGUUUUGUACCUUUUUGUUUUGUAAGAAACAUAUGAAAAAGGGUUUAAUUGUCACAUCUAACACCUUAUUGGAGCAUUAGCGUUGUUAAAUUACAUUAAAAUGAGCUUUAAUUGCAAAAAAUACGCUUUUGGAAAUGAGCUAGCUUACCUGACACACUGCCAUUUUGGGGAAGCCAUAUCCUGGGAUAGUCACAUGACUGUCACAACAAAAUGUUUCCUAUACGUCACCUAGAAACUUGAAAUCAAGCACAAAGCUGUAUAGGACACAUUUGAAGGCAUUUGAAGUGUUGGUCCAAAGCUUCUUAUGGGUUAAAUGUACGUCUUCAGCUGAAAUGUUCCACUUUGAUGGCAUUGCACCUUUGAAUAUAUUGUACAUCCAAAAUUCAAACAGUCUUCCUUUCUUUCUAAACACCAAAAGGUAUGUUCCAAUUCAGCAGUGUUGGCUUACAUGAGGAAUGUAGUGAUUGUGCUAGUCUUCAAAUUAGUCAAACGACAAUAGACAAGCUAGCGUAUUUUGUGCUGUGAAUGUUAUUUUUCCUGUCACGGUUUUGAACAUAAGUGCCAUGAAAGAGCAGUUCAGAAGACACACGGUGAUCGAAGGAGAACUGAGAGUGAACCUGUCAUUGCAAUACAUGCUUUCAUCACCGAUGUGGGCGCGACAGUACUGUCACGUGGAUGUAAUCGCUUCAGUCCGACAUGUUUGCUCUCCAUCGCUUUUAUGAAAUAUGCUGGAGAUUUUUAUUUUUAUUUUUUUUUGUUCUUCCCGCCAUGUUAUGAGUAACAAAGUUAAAGAGACAGCACAAACUGUGACCGAAGAAAAUGCCAAUAAUGUGCAAACUUUUGUUUUCCUGCAUUGAUGGUCUUAAAGAGUGUAUGUCUUUGUUAAUUGACAUUCAAACUUGCUGCUAAGACAUUAAUAAACCUCCCAACUUGCUGAUGCUAAUGUCAUGUUGAAUUGAUGUGGACACACACUGUGCAGGUCUGGCGUGCUAUUCACCUACGCCGUAGGGGGAAAAUAAGUAUUUGAUCCCCUGCUGAUUCUGUAGGUCUAACCCAACAGUGCAUUGUUUUAAUGGUAUUCUUAUUAGAACAGAGAGAAACCGAAUGUAGUAAAAAAAAAUUUAAAAAAAAUGGUUGCGAUUGAAUUUGAUUGUGGGGAAAUUAGGAUUUGAUCCAAAAUUGUAUAACAAACGUCAAGUGGAUGUUAGAUAUGGUUGAUGAUGUAUAAAGUCAGUUCAUCCUUUCACUUUCGCCAUUGUCGUAUUUCCCCUCAGAAAGCUUGUUGCAGGGACUUUUUAUCUACAGUGUAAAUUCCCUUAGAGGAAAAAAAAAAAAGCAUAUGAUAAAUCUACAAGCUAGUAGUACGAUACAAAAAUAAUGCUCAC